This is a messenger RNA of Nelumbo nucifera (sacred lotus), 4404 nucleotides long. Its product is annotated as PH, RCC1 and FYVE domains-containing protein 1-like. Gene Ontology annotation, molecular function: metal ion binding. The record is from RefSeq and is a predicted model, not a curated record. NCBI's taxonomy places the organism in Eukaryota, Viridiplantae, Streptophyta, Magnoliopsida, Proteales, Nelumbonaceae.
UUAUACACUCCUUACUAUUUCGACUGGUUUUCGUUUUCGUUUUUAUAUAUUUUUCCUCAGAGAUCGAUCACUGCUCUCUCUCUCUCAUGGUUGGAGCCCUGCAGCUGAUAUUCUGAUCAGCUUUUCCUUGAUUUCCUCCCAUUUUUUUUUUCUGUCUUUUGGACUCAAUUUUUGUGCGAACAAGAAUCUCGAGCUCAACAAGUCGAAAAUAAUCGGAAAUAGUGGAGUUUCGGCGUACUUUGGAGUGAUUUACUUCGAAAACCUAAAAGUACAGUUUCUGUUGUUGUUGCCUAGUAUUCUUCGUUUGUUUACUGAAAGCCGGAAGAUUCGGGGGGUUCUUCUGUGCAACAUUGAAUGAAGUGCAUGAAACAUGGAUCAAGGAUUUGGGGAUUUUAAGCAGCAUUUUUAGUGUCGAAGCAGUUGAGAGAAGAUUGAUGGAGUGGAAAUUGGGUUGAUUAAUGAUGGUCGUUUCGGGUUUCAGCGAUAAUUUCGGUGUUCGGUUUGGAAGUUUUGGUGUUUUUGCGAAUUUGGAUGGGAUUUUGGAGUUAUUGGAUGAACCGGUGAAUGACAGGAUUUUGCUUUGAGAAUGGGUGAGGCAUUGAUUCCUGUGGAGAAUCUGAAUUUGUUCGAUAAAGUCCUUUGUUGAUGUCGCGGACUGAGAGGAUGACAACGGAUCUUAAUAGGACUGGCCCUGUGGAAAGGGACAUUGAGCAGCAGGCCAUCACUGCUCUUAAGAAAGGAGCAUAUUUACUCAAGUAUGGACGUAGGGGGAAACCCAAGUUUUGUCCUUUCAGGCUGGCAAAUGAUGAAUCAGUUUUAAUAUGGUUCUCAGGGAAAGAGGAGAAACACCUUAAACUAAGUCAUGUAUCCAGAAUUAUACCUGGUCAGCGCACUGCAAUAUUUCAAAGAUAUCCUCGGCCUGAGAAGGAAUACCAGUCAUUUUCUCUUAUUUACAAUGACAGGUCACUUGAUUUGAUCUGCAAGGAUAAAGAUGAAGCUGAAGUCUGGUUUAUUGGUCUAAAAGCAUUAAUUUCACGUAGUCAUCAUCGAAAAUGGAGAACAGAGUCACGAAGUGAUGGAGUUUCAUCUGGAGCAAAUAGUCCUAGAACAUAUACCCGAAGAAGUUCUCCUUUGAGUUCUCCAUUUGGCAGCGGUGAUAGUAUGCAAAAGGAUGGAAUAGAUCCUCUUCGUCUCCACAGCCCAUAUGGAAGCCCCCCUAAGAAUGGUAUGGACAAGACAUUUUCUGAUGUCAUAUUAUAUGCUGUUCCUCCGAAGGGUUUUUUCCCCUCGGAUUCUGCCAGUGGGUCAAUCCACUCUUUAUCUUCAGGUGGCUCAGAUGGCCUAAAUGGGCACAUGAAGGGCAUGGCAAUGGAUGCUUUUCGGGUGAGUCUAUCAAGUGCUGUUAGCUCAUCAAGUCAAGGUUCUGGUCAUGAUGAUGGUGAUGCUUUAGGGGAUGUUUUCAUUUGGGGUGAAGGCACAGGUGAUGGGGUUUUGGGUGGGGGCAUGCAUAGGGUAGGAAGCUCAUCUAGUGUUAAGAUGGACUCUUUUGUGCCUAAAGCCUUGGAAUCUGCUGUAGUACUUGAUGUCCAGAACAUAGCUUGUGGUGGAAGGCAUGCUGCUCUAGUAACCAAGCAAGGAGAGAUUUUCUCUUGGGGGGAGGAAUCAAGAGGGAGGCUUGGGCAUGGUGUAGAAUCUGAUGUGUCACACCCAAAGUUAAUUGAUUCUCUUGGAAAUACUAAUAUUGAACUUGUAGCAUGUGGGGAAUAUCAUACUUGUGCUGUAACACUAUCGGGAGAUCUAUACACAUGGGGUGAUGGUACUUACAAAUUUGGGCUACUUGGUCAUGGAAAUGAAGUGAGUCACUGGGUCCCAAAAAGAGUUAAUGGGCUCUUAGAAGGUAUACAUGUGUCAUCCAUCUCAUGUGGACCAUGGCAUACAGCUGUUGUGACCUCUUCUGGUCAACUGUUUACUUUUGGUGAUGGAACUUUCGGUGUUCUGGGCCAUGGAGAUAGGAAAAGUUUGUCCAUACCCAGGGAAGUAGAGUCUCUCAAGGGGCUUCGCACUGUUCGAGCAGCUUGUGGUGUCUGGCACACUGCUGCAGUUGUAGAAGUUAUGGUUGGGACUUCAAGUUCAAGCAACUGUUCCUCAGGGAAGCUGUUUACGUGGGGAGAUGGAGACAAAGGUCGACUAGGGCAUGGUGACAAGGAGCCCAAACUUGUUCCUACUUGUGUUGCUCCUCUAGUAGAACCUAACUUUUGUCAAGUUGCCUGUGGACACAGUCUGACAGUUGCACUUACAACUUCAGGCCAUGUUUUCACAAUGGGAAGUCCAGUUUAUGGUCAGCUAGGAAAUCCUCAAGCUGAUGGUAAGCUCCCAAAUCGUGUUGAAGGAAAGCUCCUGAAAAAUUUUGUUGAGGAGAUAGCUUGUGGUGCUUAUCAUGUUGCAGUUUUAACCUCAAGAACUGAAGUUUAUACUUGGGGUAAAGGAGCAAAUGGCCGGCUAGGUCAUGGGGACACUGAUGAUAAAAAUUCUCCAACGCUAGUUGAAGCUUUGAAAGAUAAGCAAGUGAAAAGUAUUGCAUGUGGUACAAAUUAUACUGCAGCUAUCUGUCUUCAUAAGUGGGUAUCUGGUAUUGAUCAGUCGAUGUGCUCUGGAUGUCGUAUGCCAUUUAAUUUCAAGAGGAAACGACAUAAUUGCUAUAAUUGCGGGCUUGUUUUCUGUCAUUCAUGUAGCAGUAAAAAAUCUCUGAAGGCUUCUAUGGCACCAAAUCCUAACAAACCUUACCGUGUCUGUGACAACUGCUUUGGUAAACUAAGGAAAGCUAUAGAGAAUGAUUCUGUACCUAACUCUGAUCUAAGUAGAAGAGGAAGCAUUAACCAGGGGUUUAAUGAAUUUGUUGAAAAGGAUGAAAAGUUGGAUUCUAGGUCUCAAGCACAACUAGCUAGAUUUUCUUCAAUGGAAUCCUUCAAGCAAGUUGAAACUAGAGCGAAACGAAACAAGAAACUAGAGUUUAACAGCAGCCGUGUAUCUCCUGUUCCAAAUGGUGGCUCUCAAUGGGGAGCACUUAAUAUCUCUAAAUCUUUCAAUUCCAGAAAAUUCUUUUCAGCUUCUGUUCCUGGAUCGAGGAUUGUUUCUCGAGCAACAUCACCUAUAUCAAGACGACCCAGCCCACCUCGCUCCACAACACCAACCCCAACUUUGGGAGGACUUACAUCUCCUAAAGUUGUUAUUGAUGAUGCUAAAAGGACAAAUGAUAACCUGAGCCAAGAGGUUCUUCAGUUAAGAAUACAGGUGGAAAAUCUCACCCGUAAAGCCCAACUUCAAGAAGUAGAACUGGAAAGGGCAAAUAAGCAGCUGAAGGAGGCAAUCACAAUUGCAGGGGAGGAAACUGCAAAAUGCAAAGCAGCUAAAGAAGUGAUCAAGUCCCUUACUGCCCAAUUGAAAGACAUGGCUGAAAGGCUACCUGUAGGAGCAGCACGAAACAGCAAACCUCUGCCAUUUGCAUCCUUAGGCUCAAGUCCUGUCUCUGCUGAUGUUUCUGCUACACCUACUGAUAGAUUGAGUAGUCCAAUAACCUCCCAUGAACCAGAUUCAAAUGGAUCAAACGGCCUGGUGCUUUCUAAUGGGCAAAGCACAAGUGACCGUAAUUCAAGUCAGAAUAGACUUGGCCAUUCUGAACCAACAACAAGGAAUGGAAUCAGAAUGACAGAAGGGGAAUCCUAUCAGGAGGUUGAAUGGGUUGAGCAAGAUGAGCCUGGUGUAUACAUUACACUUACAUCCUUACCUGGGGGUGCCAAAGAUUUGAAGAGAGUCCGUUUCAGUCGGAAGCGGUUUAGUGAGAAACAAGCAGAACAAUGGUGGGCAGAGAACCGUGCUAGGGUAUAUGAACAGUACAAUGUACGCAUGGUUGACAAGUCUAGCGUUGGUGUUGGGAGCGAGGAUAUAGUCCAUUGACACAGAAAAAGAUCUGUAUAUCAAACGGUAUUAAAGUUCAGGCUUCGAUUUGAUGGAAGCUUGUGCCAAUCAAAUUAAAGGUUGAAGAGGUGGUAUAGAAAGCGAAAAGAGGACUAAYUGUGGCUUUACCCCUUGAUUUUCCUUUUUGUCUUCGUUUGGCCAAUAUGUGCCUGUGUGGAAAGCGGAGUGGGUUGAGGGUGAGGAAUGUAAAUUCUUAGUAGGUUGCUAGCUUUUGUUCAAAGCAGCUGCCUUGUAAAUUCAUAAGAAAAUUCUUCUUCAAGGUUUUUCUCAAAUGUAAGUUUGCUGCUUCUAUUACCACAGUUUCUGUUUUUUCUCUGCAAUACUGACUUAGCAUUGCGUCCUCUCAAGAAAGUUAGUCUUAGAGAAAAGCUGGGUCCUUGUAUUCCUAGACCUUGACCGAAUUAUAUUUCAAACUUUCAAUUCCUGUCA